Molecule: messenger RNA, 1307 nt
Organism: Anastrepha ludens (Mexican fruit fly)
Lineage: Eukaryota; Metazoa; Arthropoda; Insecta; Diptera; Tephritidae
Gene: B9d1
Product: B9 domain-containing protein 1
Exons: 3
Coding region: 368-952 (194 amino acids)
Biological process (GO): cilium assembly
Cellular component (GO): MKS complex
Source: RefSeq, a predicted model, not a curated record
AAUUUGGAUUGACAUCUGCGUAAGUAUUCGGUUGUGAUCUAAAGCAUAAGCAAACAAUUUUUCCAUGAACUGUUCAACUGGAAUCGCAUUUUCUCGUUCUUUGGUCUAUAUAUUGUCUGCCUACAAUUGAUCGCUAAUACAUUGAUCGGUAAUGCAGUUAAAUGAGUUUGCCAAAAUGUCCAUUAAACAUAAGUGGCAACUGCAACUACUAUAGAUAAAUAUUGUUGCCAUAGCAAUUAAGGCUAUACAAACAAUUGGCUCCACAUUAUUUUAACGUACAAUAAGCACAUCCGCUAUACAACAAAAGUUCUUAAAUAGUACAAAAACCAAUAAAUUCAAUAAUAAGAAUUCAAAUUCACUACCUGCCAUGCCUGAUUCACCAACCACAGCUAGUUAUUUUAACAUAUUCAUAACAGGACAAAUAGAAGCUAUGGAAUUUCCUUUGGGCCCAAAUGCAGCGGAAGUAUUCUGCCGCUACGAAGUCGUGGCUGGGCCCGACUGGGAACUGAUAUCUGGGUCUCAAAAUGGGAUUUCUCAGACAGCAUCCAAUAAAAGUGGCUUCUUUAAAGAUAAAAUAGUUUUCAACUUUCCCUUAGAAUGGACAUUCAAGAGCACUACUCCAUUUGGUUGGCCGCAGUUAAUCAUCAGUAUAUAUGGCAAGACUCGUUGGGGUGCGGAAACAACGCUGGGCUAUUGUCGCAUUAAUUUGCCGGUAUUUGGGUCGCAUACAGACGAUGCAAUAACUGCUCCCAUACUUAUCCCACGAAAUACCAAUAUGGUGUCCGAAUUGGCUAGUUGGAUCACAGGUCGUAAUCCCGAAUUGAAGGAUCCAAAAACGUUGUUAAGUAGCGGAAAAUUAAAAGGUAUUUCAGCGGAGUCGUAUGGCGAGGUGAUCUUUAAACUCACUACUAUAUUAAGAGGUACGAAUCGGCUGGGAUAUGACUGGGGUUGAUUUGCAGAGUAGAUUAAUAAUGAAAAUGGAAUUAAAAUACUAUUUAAUAACUCUUAUAAAUAUUGUUAUAUUUUUAUGAAGGUAGUGUUCGAGCUGAUAGCGAUUAAUAUAAUUAGCAGUCAACCAAUUUGUAAUUUGCUGUUCAACAUGGCUAGGAAGGGUUUUGGCAAAAUCUUAUCUAAGAAUAUGGUAAUGUGAGCUUAGGAGCAGCAAUUUUGCCUAAUUCCCUAGAGAUGAUAUCAUAUCACCAAGGUCAUCAGUUUUAAAAAGGUUUAAUGUUCGAACUAACGAUAAAACCCUUGAAAGGAAGGAGUGUGCACUUAUACUGGUACAUUGACAGCUCCCAAACUCGUCC